AUGUCUCAGUCAGGAUCUGUUAGGUCUCUUCGCCCCAGUCCAGAUAGGAAGGCUUCGUGGACGCAAGUUCCUCUCCCCAGAAGCCCUGCUUUUGGAGGUCGCAGUUCUUUCCAACCUCUUCCCAGGAGUCCUGCUCUGGAGGUUCGCGCAGAUCUGUCUGCUUUACAGUCUGUGCCCGGGAGCCCAGGCCAAGAUGCCCGCUCGAACUACUCUACAGUUCAGGCCCAGCCGUACUCUGGAAGCCCUUCUUUGAAAGCUCGAUCAAGUGUAUCGGCUCUGCCUAUGUCUAGGAGUCCUUCAGUGAGGAGCCGUUCGAAGCUCUCUGCGCCAGAACAAGAACGCCCCCAUCAUCAGAACAAACAAAAGAACCAAUGGCUGAAAGAAGCAAGAGAGAGCACUGCGUACUUCAAGAAGCACGGUUCUCCUGUUCCUUUGGUUUGGGUUUUGGUGGAGAACAAUUACAUCCCCCCAAAUGCAAUCGCGUUCGAAGAGGAAUCCCAGGGUCCCCUUUUUAUUGCCCGAGCACUCCUUGAAGUGUACUUAGGCAAAGCUGCUCGGCAUCUAUCAGGAGGUGCGCUCAUUAACUUUGGGGGCCGUGAAAUUACGGUUUCUAAUUAUGAAGUGUUGGUGUGCACAUCUCAGCUCCGAUGGGGCCUUCCACAGCAGGAAAAUUUCAACCUUCUACCACCAGGUUCUGUAGUCCUUUCGCAGAAGGGGUCCUUAGGCUAUGCAGAUAUUCCUCGAGUGAUCCCUGAUGGUGCCGUGGUCACCCCACCUCCAGAGAGAAAUUCAUAUAAACGACUGGCAGAAAUAAAAACCGUCAUCCUUGUUGACGACUCCUUAUCUAUGGGAGGAGGGUUAUGGGAACAAGCUCGCGAAGCCCUGGCUGGUGUAGCUGACUUGGCUGCGCAACACGGUUCCAAAGGAAUUGAUCUCUUCUUCCUCCAUAGCUCUGGAUACAACCCGAAUUUGAAGACAAGGCGCGAUAUCGAGGGUUUAUUCAACUCGGUGGCACCGGAAGGAGAAGAUACGCCAACUGCUUCAAAAUUGGAUGAGAUCAUCAAUUUCUAUCUACCAUUUGUCGAGCGUAAAAAUAUCCAACAAGAACCCAUUAGGAUUGUAGUGAUUACUGACGGGGCAGCAACUGAUCAAGAGGACUUCCCGAGGAGCAUUGUGGAAGCCGCGCAGCGCCUGGAAAGAGCUCAAGUUGCAGGUAACAUGUUUAAUAUCGUCUUUGUGCAAAUUGGCGACGAUGAGGAGGCGAGAGUUGCACUACACGAGCUAGACGUACACCUGGCUGAAGCAUAUCAAAUACGGGACAUGGUCGGCACCAUACCAUUCGACCCGAAUCGCGGCACCUUCGACGCUUACUUCAUGGUCAAAAUUCUCAUUGGUGAAGAAAACGCACCAUAAUGGUACUCACUAUUCUUGCGGUGCCCGGCUGUGUAUGGGUUUUCUUUUUCUUUUGCAUUUUUUCUGUUCUUUACACAAUGUUAUUGAAACCGUUUACCUCCCCUUCUGUUAUAUCGGCUACUAGUUUGCCUCAUGUUUCCAUGACUUCAAGAUCUGUAUACUACCGACGAAUAUCACUACCUAAUGUCAAGCAAUCGCUACAACAACUUCCACACGAA
Molecule: messenger RNA, 1631 nt
Organism: Serpula lacrymans var. lacrymans S7.9
Lineage: Eukaryota; Fungi; Basidiomycota; Agaricomycetes; Boletales; Serpulaceae
Exons: 10
Coding region: 1-1413 (470 amino acids)
Source: RefSeq, a predicted model, not a curated record